UUGACUUGGUGUUUCAGGUCUCCAUGGACGAACACCUACGAUCCUCCAGCGGAGGAUGCUCAGUUGCCAUCGGAAAAGUUGAGAAAAUUAGAAAUCGAAGCUAAUGCCGCCUUUGAAAGCUAUAGGGAUAUGUAUUUUGAAGGAGGUAUAUCUUCUGUUUACUUCUGGGAUCUGGAUCACGGGUUUGCCGGAGUAGUCCUCAUCAAGAAGAACGGAGACGGUUCAAAAGCUAUUCAAGGAUGUUGGGAUUCUAUCCAUGUUAUCGAGAUUAACGAAAGAUCUUCGCGCCAAGUUCAUUAUAAGCUGACGAGUACGAUCAUGCUUUGGUUGCAAACAAAUAAACCAGGAAGUGGUAUGAUGAAUCUUGGAGGAUCACUAACAAGACAGGCUGAUCAAGACUCUCCGGUCAACGACCAAAAUACUCAUCUCGUCAACAUAGGAAGAAUGAUCGAGGUGAUCGGUGAUCUGCGUUCCGUUGACACUUCCAUGGAGAAGGAAAAGCAGGAAGAAAUCGUUCGUGAGAUUCGCACCGCUGUGGCGGGUCGUAAUAAUGCUGCAUAA
This is a messenger RNA of Cooperia oncophora, 561 nucleotides long. NCBI's taxonomy places the organism in Eukaryota, Metazoa, Nematoda, Chromadorea, Rhabditida, Trichostrongylidae. The record is from the annotation of a GenBank genome assembly.